Eubalaena glacialis (North Atlantic right whale) is the source of this 1020-nucleotide messenger RNA. It is a transcript of the gene P2RY12, whose product is annotated as purinergic receptor P2Y12. Gene Ontology annotation, cellular component: membrane. Lineage: Eukaryota; Metazoa; Chordata; Mammalia; Artiodactyla; Balaenidae. Gene Ontology annotation, biological process: G protein-coupled receptor signaling pathway; blood coagulation. Bases 1 to 1020 code for a protein of 339 amino acids. The transcript has a single exon. The record is from RefSeq and is a predicted model, not a curated record. Gene Ontology annotation, molecular function: G protein-coupled purinergic nucleotide receptor activity.
AUGGACAACCUCACCUCUGCGGCUGGGAAUGGCAGCCUGUGCACCAGAGAUUACAAAAUCACCCAGGUCCUCUUCCCGCUCCUCUAUACCGUGCUGUUUUUCAUUGGACUCAUCACAAACAGCCUGGCAAUGAGGAUUUUCUUUCAAAUCCACAGUAAAUCCAACUUUAUUAUUUUCCUUAAGAACACAGUCAUUUCUGAUCUUCUCAUGAUUCUGACUUUUCCAUUCAAAGUCCUCAGCGAUGCCAAACUGGGAACAGGACCGCUGAGAGCCUUUGUGUGCCAAGUGACCUCCGUUGUAUUUUACUUCACGAUGUAUAUCAGUAUCUCAUUUCUAGGACUGAUAACGAUCGAUCGCUACCAGAAGACCACCAGGCCAUUUAAAACAUCCAACCCCAGCAAUCUCUUGGGGGCUAAGAUUCUCUCUGUCGUCAUCUGGGCCUUCAUGUUCUUACUCUCCUUGCCUAACAUGAUUCUGACCAACAGGAGGCCAAGUGACAAGAAUGUGAAGAAAUGCUCAUUCCUGAAAUCAGAGUUUGGUCUGGUCUGGCACGAAAUAGUCAAUUACAUCUGUCAAGUCAUUUUCUGGAUUAAUUUUCUAAUUGUCAUUGUAUGCUACACGCUCAUUACAAAAGAACUGUACAAGUCAUACGUGAGAACAAGGGGCGUCGGCAAAGUCCCCAAGAAAAAGGUAAACAUCAAAGUUUUCAUUAUCAUUGCUGUAUUUUUUAUUUGUUUCGUUCCUUUCCAUUUUGCCCGAAUUCCCUACACCCUGAGUCAAACGCGGGAUGUCUUUGACUGCUCUGCUGAGAACACUCUGUUCUACGUCAAAGAGAGCACUCUCUGGUUAACUUCCUUAAACGCGUGCCUGGAUCCAUUCAUCUACUUCUUCCUUUGCAAAUCCUUCAAAAAGUCCUUGAUGAGUAUGCUGAGAUGCUCCAAUUCUGCGUCAUCUCCAUCCCAGAAAAACAGGAGAAAAGGGCAGGAUGGUGGUGAUCCAAGUGAAGAGACCCCAGUGUAA